AUGCGUAAGAUUUUUCAAAAGAAUGGGGGAUUAGAAGCAUUUUUUAGAAAUAUUUAUCACACAAGCAUUUGCAAGGAAGUUUAUAGAGUUAUUAUACGUGCUGAAAAUGAAAGUGAUUUUGAAGCUAAGCUUGCAGAACUAUUUGAAUAUGCAAUAGAGAAUUCAUAUUAUGUUCACCUUCCAACAGAUCUGUAUGGGUUCACAGCAAUUGGCCACAAAAUAUUCAUAUCAUGCGAAUACACUCCAGAAAAAGAAGAAAUAAAAGUAGAAGAGGAAGAAGAAGAAGAAGAAGAGGAUGAGGAAGAAGAAGAGGAUGAGGAUGAAGAAGAAGAGGAAGAGGAAAUCGAAAAUAAAGAAGAAGCAAAAAAUGAAUGAGAAGAUCAAUAUAACAACUUAGAAUAUAAAUUUGGAUUUGGUCCUACACUGAUAAUACUUUUGCACGAAAUAGCGAACCUUUCUUGUAGAUUUUGGGAACAGCAAAAUUCUUAUUUUAGAAUAACACCCAGAGACUACAAAAGCCCGUCAGAUCCUGAUAGAUCAUAUCGAGAAAUAGGAGACUAUAUCGAGUCGUUACUCUUUGGUGAUAGGGUGCAAGGUCUUUAUUAUAAAGGGGAAGAGAUUUUAUUAUAUAUUGAUAACUGAAACUUGCCAAUUAAUGAGUUUCGAUCUGAAUUCCUAAAAUGGCAAGAAUAUAGCAGAGCAAGAGGUUGCAAAGUAUACGAUCUUUCAAGAGAAAAUGGAAUAGCCAACUGUGUUAAAUUCGGCAGAUGUGGAAUGUCUAAUUGAAUUUCAUGCUCAUAA
This is a messenger RNA of Blepharisma stoltei, 801 nucleotides long. The record is from the annotation of a GenBank genome assembly. NCBI's taxonomy places the organism in Eukaryota, Ciliophora, Heterotrichea, Heterotrichida, Blepharismidae.